CGAAACGGCCCAUGGGCGCGCUCUUGCCGCCGCUGACGGUGCCCGAGAAGAAAGCUCGCGACAAGCAGCGCAAGCGUGACCAGGCUAAGCGCCGAAAGGCCAUCGAGCUGGAGGUUGUGCGUGCGGCCGAAUCGCGUGCUAAACAAGCCGACGCCUCAACGCGCUGGCACCGCGACGUCAACCGCGAAGAAGAGCUCCAAAUCCGACGCUACGAGCUGGAUGCGAUCAACCCCCACGAUGAGCACCCGGCGAGUGCCGGGUACGACCUUGUCCCGCGCCGCUUCACGUCCCUCGCACAUGACGUGAGCACGUACUCGCCAGUCUUUUUCGGCUACUCGCUCGCGCGCGGCGGUCGCAACGACGUCUUUGGCGCGCCGCGGGCUACGACGACCACAUGAAGCACAAGCCCCACCCCGCGUUUCUCGGUUACGCCAUGUCGCGCCACGCGUCCGAGAUCAUUUCGCCCAUCUUCCUCAACAUGGACUUUUGCAAGCGCAGGGUCGGCAUCGAAGCCAUGGAAGACGAGCUCCAGGAGCUACAACAACAAGCCAAUAUCGACACGCGCCAGGAGCGAGCCGAGUUGCAAGCGCUGCUGGACGCCCGCUUUGACUCGCCUUGUGAGUGCCUCGUGUGCGAGUCGUCCCAGACCCCCGGGUGUCCGGGGUGCUGGGUCCCGUCCUCCGACUUUUUCGAUCGCGCCCACCGCCGAAACAACCCCCUCGAGUACCCCCGCGAUGAGCCUGACACGACGACUGACCGAUUCGAGUGGGCACACUACUACGAGGCGCCGUCGCCACGCCAAGAGGCCAAGGCGCGCGAGGACGAGUACAUGGACGGUCUCCUCUUUGAUGUGUGGGCGAUCCGCAAGCACCGUGAAAAGGUCCAAACGUUCAUUUCGCUCGUGAUCAAGAGCAUUCCUGCGGGCAGCGCUGUCGAGCUGCGCAUUAACCCGAAAGAGACCAUCCAGUAUCUCUACGAUCAGUAUCGUGCCAACGUCGAUGGUGCCGACCGCCAACUCUACCUGCUGUUGCCCACGAGUCAAGGACUCUUUUACCUCGAUGCGACGAUCCAAGCGGGGUCCGAAGUCGCGCUUGGUGUCACCAACGGCACGCUCGUUCUCGAGGAUUUCCAGUUGCGAUAUAAUCGCACCACCAAUGGCCCGUACGUGCUCUUGUCUGUCGCGCUCUUGCACCGCGAGACGACGCCUCUCAUGCUCGCGCACUAUGUCAAGCACAACUUUACGGUGGACAGCGGACCGCUGAAUCUGCAGCUGCGGUACUCUGCCAAUCAAGUCCCGAAAGACGUCCAGAACGACGCGCUGCAGGCCGCCAUGGCCCGCAAAUCCACUCUUCUCGUCGCGUCGGCCACAGAAAAUCAACUCAUGAGCCGUCACUACGAGCAGCAAGCGCUCCAGCUCAGCGUCAAGAAUGCAUUUCAAGAGCGCAUGGCGAGCGCGAUUGAGCUGCAUCGAAACAACAAGGCGCGGCCGCGGACGAAGAAGGAAAUUCGCGCAUGGGCCUACUACUCGUUUGCGAUCGCAGAACCCCGGUCAGACGCGCGACUUCAGAAGCUCUGGCAAUGCUACCACAAAUUCGACGAACUCAAACUUACAAAGCGGGGCAAGCUUCUCGACGCGGCGGCGUCCGACGACGUGUGCGAACUGCUGUCCUUGCAUCGGACAGCCACGAUACAAACCUUCGACUUGCUCGUCGACAAGGCCCACCGCCCGAUGCUGCCACCGGUCGUUGCUAUCGGCCCCAAGUUUGGUGUGCCGAUUGCGACUCGGCUCGGUAUCACCGCCAAGGAUGACCGCGAGUACGGCUCGGAGCUCGACGUCAUCAUUCCCGAAGAGAACGACGAGGAGCUUGCGCCGGUUCGUCGCAAGCAGCAUUUGACGCUGGACGCGAUCCGAGCCGCGCAGCAGCGGCCGUUCAAAGACAUGGAGUGGCGGGCGACUGCAAAAGUCGACAAAUUCUACUCCGCGUCCGACCUGCUGGUCUACCCGUUUGCGAGCGUGCGCUGGGACUGCUUUGCCAAGGCGUACAUGGUUGCUGUCGCCGACGUCGACCGCAUGCGGCGCUUGCUGGACGGCUACAACAACUUGGCCAAAAUCCUCCAAAACGAAACCAUUCUCAAACCCGCGGCCAUCGAGUCGUGGCUCCACGACCUCGGUGCGCUCACGAUGCAGCUGCCACCGACGGGCGCGCUCCCACAGGCGUGUCGCCGCCUCGAGACCAAGUCGUCGCUCUUGGCAGCGCGCGCCGAGCGGCACCGACGGGCGCUCGAGCAGGCGCAGGACGCGGCGCGGCGGCGAAUCACCGACUCGAACGAUGCGCUGCCGCCCAUGAGUGCCAUGGAGCGGCUCAAGUGGGAGUUCAAGAACAAGUAUGGGAUCUUGAGCCCCAAUGUGCGCAACAUGAGCCCCGAUAUGGACAAGAUCCGCGCCACGCUCGGGUCGGCGCUCGCCAAGACGGUCGCGGCCACGACGUACGUUGCCCAGCAAGCCAAAGACAACAUGGAGAUAUUAAAGCUAUAA
Messenger RNA from Saprolegnia parasitica CBS 223.65, 2536 nucleotides. RefSeq lists its product as hypothetical. The transcript is spliced from 11 exons. The record is from RefSeq and is a predicted model, not a curated record. The coding region runs from base 395 to 2536 and encodes 713 amino acids. NCBI's taxonomy places the organism in Eukaryota, Oomycota, Saprolegniomycetes, Saprolegniales, Saprolegniaceae.